UCGGCUCUCCUUCUGCGUGUCCUGCAGUCCGGCUGUGGUUCAGUCAUGGAGCACAGCCACAUCUUCACCGUGCUGACCACCAACUCCAGCUCCUGGAGCCCUCGCGGUUGCCCUCUCGGACAGUUUCCAGUCAUCUACUACAGUUCCUUACUCUGCCUCGGCCUUCCUGCAAACAUCCUCACGGUGAUCAUCCUUUCUCAGCUGGUGCUGCGGCGGCAGAAAUCCUCCUACAACUACCUACUGGCUCUGGCUGUAGCCGACAUCCUGGUCCUGCUGCUGAUUGUGUUCGUGGACUUCCUUCUGGAGGACUUCAUCCUCGGAGCACCUCUUCCACACUCGCUCAACAAAGCCGUGCAAGUCCUGGAGUUCUCCUCCAUCCACACCUCCAUCUGGAUCACAGUGCCACUGACCAUCGACCGCUACAUCGCUGUGUGCCAUCCGCUACGCUACCACACAGUCUCCUACCCAGCCCGAACUCGCAAAGUCAUCUUGGCGGUGUAUGCUGGGUGCUUGAUUUCCAGUGUGCCGUAUUAUUGGUGGCCGGAGCUUUGGCACGGCCUCCCAGGAGCGAGCCCUGGGGGGCGCAGCAGUAGUGCAGGACAGCACGUGCUGGUGUGGGUCCACUGCGCCACGGUUUACCUGCUGCCCUGCUCGGUCUUCUUUUCCCUCAACGCAAUUAUUGUUCGCAAGCUCCGCUGCCGUCGUAGCUGCUUCCGCCUCCGAGGAUACUCAACCGGAAAGACCACGGCUAUCCUAUUAGCCAUCACCUCAGUGUUCGCUGUUUUAUGGGCGCCUCGUACACUUAUGAUUCUUUACCAUCUUUACACGGUGCAACCAGCAAUGCCGGGUCCGGCUAGACUCCUGCAUUUGGUAACGGAUGUAGCGAACAUGCUUGCUCUACUCAACACCGGGGUCAACUUCUUCCUCUACUGCUUUAUAAGCAAGCGUUUUCGGAGGAUGGCCGGCACGGUGCUCAAAGCCUUUUUCCGCUGCAGAAAACAGCCGCCACCUUUUUACGCCAGUCACAACUUCUCGAUCACCAGCAGCCCAUGGAUCUCGCCUGCAAACUCGCAUUGCAUUAAGAUGCUGGUGUAUCAGUAUGACAAGAACGGCAAACCAGUUUGCAUAUCCUCAUGAAUGCCAACUCAAGUCGUGCCAUUCCAAUAUAAAGAAAGCUAAUGAAUCGAGCAAGCUUGGGAAAGUACUUCCCAACUGGUGAUGAGUAGAAGGCAAUGAUUGGAUUGCUAGGAAGUGCCUCAAUAAGACACAUCCAGUGUCAGGCUCAGAGAAAAUCUGGGUAAAAUAAGGCUCAUUGACUGGUGGAAAACAAGCAGGAGGUUUCAUUAAGCUAUAACAGCUAAUUCCUUUCAGGAAAUCAAUGCAAAAAAGACUAUGUCAACGUCAAGAAAAACACAGAAAGCUUGCUUGAGUUCUAGUCGUUGACUCUCCAAACUGG
Messenger RNA from Danio aesculapii, 1456 nucleotides. RefSeq names its product G protein-coupled receptor 139 (gene gpr139). Gene Ontology annotation, cellular component: membrane. The transcript has 2 exons. Gene Ontology annotation, biological process: G protein-coupled receptor signaling pathway. The record is from RefSeq and is a predicted model, not a curated record. NCBI's taxonomy places the organism in Eukaryota, Metazoa, Chordata, Actinopteri, Cypriniformes, Danionidae. The coding region runs from base 46 to 1137 and encodes 363 amino acids. Gene Ontology annotation, molecular function: neuropeptide receptor activity.